CAAAAAGCUGAAGCCCUGCUCAGUCCUGCUCACUCCCCGGUGUGCCAACCCAAGGAUAACGGUUAUUGAAAGAGACAGAAUGAGGAAGCUCCUGUCCUUCAACCUCUUCAUCCUGCUCUGCUGCUGCUGGACGACGCAGGCAGAAAUCUUCACCUCCAUCAGCCAAAUGACCGACCUGAUCUACACAGAAAAAGAGUUGGUCCAGUCUCUGAGGGAUUACAUUAAAGCAGAGGAGUCCAAGCUCGAUGCUGUCAAAAGCUGGGCCAACAAACUCGACGCUCUGACCAGAGUGUCCACCUCCGACCCAGAGGGCUACCUGGCCCACCCGGUGAACGCCUACAAACUGAUGAAGAGACUCAACACUGAGUGGUCUGAACUGGAGACUCUGGUGCUGCAGAACCCCUCUGAUGGGUUCAUUUCCAACAUGUCCAUACACAGACAGUUCUUCCCUGAUGAAGAGGAUGAGACGGGUGCCGCCAAGGCGUUGAUGCGUCUUCAGGACACGUACCAACUGGAUUCUGAGGCUUUCUCCAGAGGAAAGCUGCCAGGUGUUCACUCCAACGCCUUGCUGAUGGUGGACGACUGCUUCGAUAUGGGGAAGACGGCGUACAACGACGGCGACUACUACCACGCCGUGCUGUGGAUGCAGCAGGCCCUGAAGCAGCUGGACGGGGGGGAGGAAUCCGUGGCCUCCAAACCCGACAUUCUGGAUUACCUCAGCUACUCCGUCUACCAGAUGGGAGACCUACCGCGAGCCAUUGAGCUCACCCGGCGGCUGGUUGCUGUUGCCCCCGGCCACCAGAGGGCAGGAGGAAACCUGCGUUAUUACGAGCGGCUGCUGUCAAAGCAGCUCAGCGAGCAGGACCAGAAAUACCAGCCGGCCACCGAGGAACCCAUCCAGCUGGGAACCUACCAGAGACCUAAAGACCACCUCCCAGAGAGGGAGACCUACGAGGCUCUCUGCAGGGGGGAGGGGCUCCAAAUGAACGAGGCGAGACGCAGCCGCCUGUUCUGUCGCUACCAGGACGGGAAGAGGAACCCUCGUCUCCUCCUGAAGCCCAUGAAGGAGGAGGACGAGUGGGACAGCCCUCACAUCGUUAGAUACCUGGAGAUGCUGUCCCAGGAGGAGACGCAGAAGAUUAAGGAGCUGGCUAAACCCAGGCUUGCCAGAGCAACAGUCCGCGACCCCAAAACAGGCGUCCUGACCACAGCCAACUACAGAGUAUCAAAAAGUGCAUGGUUGGAGGAGGUGGACGACCCGGUCAUCGGCAUAGUCAACCAGAGAAUAGAAGACAUCACAGGCCUCGAGCUAGACACUGCAGAGUUACUACAGGUCGCUAACUAUGGAGUUGGAGGACAGUACGAGCCACAUUAUGACUUCUCAAGGCGUCCUUUUGACAGCCACCUCAAGCGUGACGGAAAUAGACUUGCUACCUUCCUAAACUACAUGAGUGAUGUCGAAGCAGGAGGUGCAACGGUCUUCCCCGACUUUGGAGCAGCAAUCUGGCCUAGAAAGGGGACGGCGGUGUUCUGGUACAAUCUGUUCAAGAGCGGAGGAGACUAUCGGACCAGACAUGCAGCCUGUCCCGUCUUAGUAGGAAGUAAAUGGGUGUCAAACAAGUGGAUUCACGAGCGUGGACAAGAGUUCAGGAGACCCUGUGGUUUAACAGAAGUGGAUUGAAGUUAACUAACACCUAAAGAACAUGCAAAAACACACACACUCAUUAGUGACUUCAUUCUGGCAAAACUUAGUGUUCUCUCCCUCAACUUUUGUACAGGAUAAAAAAAUGUUUUACGGAAAAAUGUUGACAAUUUUAUGUGGAAUUUGUCUGGAUAAUUUCUUCUUUUCUUAACCAGAAGACACAUACUGUUAUGCACCCCUACAUUGACCCCACUUUAUGAAAUAGGUGAAUUACACCUUUGCUUAGCCCCGCCUCCUGCCACUUUUUAGCUACUAAAGCUGUCAGAGCUACGUUACCAUGGAGACCACACUGUCACUAAAUGCACUUCCCGCAUUAAAGUUAUCUAAUCAUUGGGAAAAGGAGGGAAAGCGAUUUCACAUUGAAACAGACAGAAGAGUCGGCAAUAUGUGUUCGAAGGGUAAAUCCAGAAUGUUAAAGUGAUUUAGCAGAGAAAACAGGAGAAAAAGAGAUAGAA
Molecule: messenger RNA, 2157 nt
Organism: Anoplopoma fimbria (sablefish)
Lineage: Eukaryota; Metazoa; Chordata; Actinopteri; Perciformes; Anoplopomatidae
Product: prolyl 4-hydroxylase subunit alpha-2-like
Biological process (GO): peptidyl-proline hydroxylation to 4-hydroxy-L-proline
Cellular component (GO): endoplasmic reticulum
Molecular function (GO): protein binding; procollagen-proline 4-dioxygenase activity; iron ion binding
Source: RefSeq, a predicted model, not a curated record